UGGAAACCCAGAUGGGCAGUCUCUGGUCUUAAAAGGGGUGGAUCCAGAGACCUGCAUGAUUGUGUUCAAGAACCACUGGUCUCAGGUAAACGCCAGCACUAAAUCAAGACCCCUGCAGCUUAAAGCACAACUAAUCCCUCCAAGCGUAUCUGGUGUCAAAUGUAAUAAAACCACAGUGGAAUUCAGCUUAAUUUAUCUGUGAGCCUCACAAAGGGUCAGACCCCACACGCUGACACACCAAUGCAGACAUUAAAGCAGCUGACACUUAGUUACCAACACACUUUUCUAACCCCUUUGUGUCUGGCCAGUGUCAUUCUGUGUAAUGUUUGUUCAUCUCAGUGUGGGAGGAGUAGUAGAGGCCUCACUGGCUGCCAGGACCCACAGGAGUGAACAGGGACACAUGCUGCUGCAAAGAGCCAAACGUCUGAGACAGGCGGCCUCCCCACUGCCAAUGUUCCACUGGCCAUAAGUGCAGUUUGGUGCUGCGGGGAACAGCUCUGGAGUCAGUUUCUACUGUCGGUGAGGUAGUAAAGAAGAAUUUGCACAGUUUGUGCAGCAGAAAGGCUGUUUUUAACUUCAUCAGCUGAAGGAGGAAUGUUAGUUAAUCACGUGCACAUACGAGCAGGGUUUUGUAGUGUCACAACUUGCAUAUUGGACCACUCACAAAAAGUGUGAUGUAGAAGCUUUAAACCUUCAGGACACAAACACUGAGAGUGACAUUUUCAGUGAAUGGUGUCAUCUUGUAUCCAGUAGCUAAACUUUUUGGUUCUAUCUAGUUUUGUUGGAAUAAAUGAAUUAUACAUGCAUUGUGCUGGGUGUAUCUGUUAUUGUGGUUGGUGAAUUCAGAUUGAUGUAGAAGAACUGUGCUGUAAGUGAGCCUAUUGUUUUGAAUACAAACCUGUUGUAGUGGGUAGCAAACUUUAGCAGGCUUGUCAGUAGAGUCCAGACCAGUGACAGACUUGGCACUGAACAUGAUGGUAAGCUAACCAUCGUAGCUGUUUUUUUACUCCUGCAAAAUGUCUGUCUGGGAUUUGUGUUUUUAAUAUUUUUACGGUUUCACUUAUUUCUUCAUAAGUCCCGGCCUGACUAUGAAUGAGAACUCCCUGUUCAGAUUAAAGCUUGUUUCGCUUUAGGCAAACUGGCAGCACAAUUUCACUCCUGCAGAGUCUUAUUUCCACGCUCCGCUUAUCUGUCGAGCGAUAAGAGUGCUCUUGACUUUGGUUUCAGUUCGGAAAACCUUGAAAUGCGAGUAAGAUGUCGUAAGUAGUAUUGGCCUUGUCCCUCUGUAAGAAGCUCUGACUGUUUCAUUGGCAGAUUAGGUUUAUGUUCAUUUGCUGUGUCUUAUCUGCCGCUCUCCAGGCCUCACUGAGCUCAUUGUGUUUGUUGUGACAUGCAAAGUGAUCGUUCCGUUGCUGUGGCUGCCAACAAUCUCUUAUGACAGUGAAGAGCCGGAGUGACGAGGAACAUCCUGCCCUGACUCCUUACAUUACAGGUUUACAUUCCACAUUUUAUGAAUGCGUUUCUGUUUAGUGGCGUGGACAGUUCCAUGUGGAAACACCCCCAUCCAGUGUACAUUUAAGAACAUCUUCAGAUGUCAGAGUUCAGUUAAAUUAGACUUGUCGAAGCUCCCGCCCCUCAGGUGAAUUUGCUUUCUGGUGGUUUCAUUUCCUGUUUGGGCUUCUGUCAAAUGGAAUAAAAGCACAUAUAUUAAGCAUGAUAAAAGUUAAAAACAUAUUUUGUUUUUUAUUCAAUCUUUUCAUCCCAAUUCUCAGAAUAAUAUUUGGGAUUAUUUUUGCAAUGUUAACACCUUUUUUAAAAUUGGUAAUUCAGAGCCGGAAUUACCAGAUUCCGGAAUUGACGGAAUCUGACGCUGCAUAUUGUGUUAAUAAUUCACAAGCUAUGCAUCAAAACACUCAUGUGGGCCUGUACUGUAUAAGCUGACUCAUGAUAAAACUCCAAUAGCUUUAAGGAAAGACACCUGCAUCAGCAAAUUUAAGAGUGAUGACAAAGUGUUUUUCUUUUUAAAUGCUAAAUUCUAUAUAUCAGUGUAUUUUAAAGUACAGGUUAGGGUUAAACGGAUGACACACAUUAUGGUAUUUUUGUAAUUUUCCUGACAGAUCAAAACUGAGCUCUCACUUCAGUAAGUGUGUUUUUAUAACCUAUAAUUAUUCUGGGAAGUUUCACUGAAGACGUACUCGGAAGAGUUUAACAGAUUUACACCUGGAAACUCCCCAGUACCAGUCUGAAAGGCUCCACUUGAGCGGAAAGGGCCUUGCUCAAGGGCACCACACUUCUGGUAAUGAGGAUGUGGCAAAUACUGCACUUUCAAUUUCCCUAUUUAGAUUGAUACUGCCAGUUGUGGCUUGUGAUGAUUAAAUCUGAAACAAAGUGCUUAAUUCUAACACUUUCAGAUCCCUGAACUAGAGAUACUAUUCUGGCCCAAGUAACCAAAAAUGAGUGCUUGCUAACAGCUACUUUGCUUAUAAUACACAUAUUCUAGGCCUCAUAGGUCAACCAACCUUUAAGGUUCUCUAUACUGAAUUCAGAGUAAAUCUAUUGCCUCUCAACAGCUCUACAUGGCGCCGGCUGUGACGUCAAAUAGUUGUUUGUUGCUAUAUUAAAGCUCUGACCGACAGCUUAAUCACGUAAGUGUAGCUCCCACCCUCCGGUUCCCCCUCACUUAAACACUGUUAGCUCUGCCAGCACUGUCACUGUAGUUUGCACUGUUAGCGCCGUUAGCGAUGUGCUACCAGCUCAGGCAUCACAAUGUUGAGAGCCUGCGAGAGGCAAUCAAAAUUCUCCCAAGCUUGUGUGCACCUUUAUCCUUGUCUGCAACUGACCUUGAAAGUGUCAGUAAUAAUCUGACAUAUAUGCGUGUGUGUGUGUGUGUGUGUAUAUGUGUGUGUGUGUGUGUGUGUGUGUGUGUGUGUAUAUAUGUAUAUAUAUAUAUAUAUAUUGUCAGAGAGCUUGAACUGGACUGAUCCCACUGGGCCACGGGCCCCAAAGGGCUGUACAAACUCUGUUCUCUUGUUUCCAUCAGCCAUGCUCAGCCCUCUUGUGCACAACCAGUUAUUGUCAUGGCAGCAGUGUCAGGCCGGGGACACUGGCUCCAUUAUUGUGACUCUGGUUUCCACGCAGCCAACACACAAGGGAGGGACUGGAUACACAACGGACUGUUUCACGGUGGUGAAGAUCCUAGAAAAGCAUGAUCCCCUGCGCAGCAGCUCCACCCUGCCCUCCCUCGGUGUCAUCAACCUCGGCGGCGGCUCAAGUGGCGGCCCUCGUUUCGGCACCAUCCCCGGAGACGAGGCGAGCGCGGUGCAGAACUAUGUGGAGCACAUGCUGCUCCUGCUGAUGGAGGAAGAGAGCGGUCAGGUCGGUGCCAUGGGCCCCAUCCUGGAGUUUGUGGUGAUGGAGAACGUGAUGGAGCGUCUCUUCGUGUGGAGCCUCCGCCGGGAGUUCACCGACGACAUGAAGCUGGAGCAGCUGAAGAUGUAUGAGAUGCUGGUGGGCCAGGCGCGCCAGCCCCUGCUGCAUCACAAGCCCAUCCUGCGGCCUCUCAUGAUGCUGCUGUCGUCCUGCUCGGGCACGGCGGCGCCACAGGUCGAAGCCGAGCUGGUGUUGCUGCUCAACCAGCUGUGCUACGUUCUGGCGAAGGACCCCUCAAUCCUGGAGCUGUUUUUCCACACCAGCAAGGACCAGGGAUCCACCAACUUCCUCAUCUUCUCUCUGCUCAUCCCCUUCAUCCACAGGGAGGGCACAGUGGGCCAGCAAGCCAGAGAUGCACUGCUGCUCAUCAUGUCGUUGUCUGCUGAGAACGAGCGAGUGGCCAAACACAUCGCAGAGAAUACUUACUUCUGUCCGGUUCUGGCCACAGGGCUGAGCGGCCUGUACUCGUCUCUGCCCACGAAGCUGGAGGUUCCCAGUGCGGACUGGCACUGCCUGCACAAAGAGGACUGGCUCCAAAUGCCGUCCCUCGUUCAGUUUCUCAACUCGCUGGAGUUCUGCAACGUUGUAAUUCAGGUGGCCCACCCGGAUAUCAGAGACCAGCUGGUUAGCUACAUCUACAACGGAUUCCUCGUGCCUGUCCUAGCACCCGCUCUCCACAAGUUGACCCUGGAAGAGGUGAUGACCACCACAGCAUACCUCGACCUCUUCUUGAGGGCUGUGUCUGAGCCGGCGCUGCUGCAGACUUUCCUCUCCUUCAUCCUCGUGUACCAACAUGAGAGCGUCCACAUUUUAGAUACUCUAGUCAGCCGCAUCAACACGCCUUUCCAGUUGGGCACUGUGUCCCUGGCGCUUUUCCGCACACUCAUUGGCUUAUACUGUGAAGAUGUGAUGCUGCAGCUCAUAUUGAGGUACCUGAUCCCCUGUAAUCACAUGAUGUUGAGUCAGAGGCGUGUUGUUGGGGAGAGGGACUGCUACUCUGUGUCAGCAGCCAAGAUCCUGGCAUUAACGCCGUCCUGCUGCUCCCCCGAUCACAGCCCCCCUCCUCUCCGACAGCUGGACUCCAUCCUCUUUUCCAAAGGUGCAGAGACUCCCAACAACACCAGCGCCACGGAGGAAAGGGAGAGCUUCUUAGAGGAUGACGAUGGCUCCGGUAACUCCUGCACCAUCGGCUCAGAAAUCUACCUGGAUGUCAGUUAUCUUCAUUACCUCUACGACGCCCGCCUGAGCAUCAGCAGCUGCAUUCAGGCCUGCCAGGUUUGGUCAGCCCGGUACGACGGCGAGGACCCCCCUCCUGAGAAAUACCAGCCUGGCGUCCUCGAGGAGCUGGGGCUGAAGAGUAGGCAAACCCAGAUGGCUUUCAAGCGCGUUCCGCAGCCGCUAGCACCUCGGCCCCGCCCUCCGCCGAAUACAGAGCUGCCCUCCAUCACCCAGCUGGAGCUGGAGUGGGACGAUAGCUACGACGCGUGCCCGGUGCAGACCGCUGAGGCUCCUGUGGAGACUAAACGGCUACAGCGGCCUCCUGCGGAGCCCCCAAAGCACAUCCAGGAGAUGAGGAAAACAGCCGUCAUGCUUGUACAAGGUUCAUAUAUUGAGGAAAACGAGUUCCAGGACGACGGCAUGGUAUACGAUCUCGUAGCCAAGAAAGACACCAGAGAUACUGAAAGCAGUAAGCUCAAAUCCAGCGGGUCUGAAUCGAAAACCCAACCGGGAUCCGCAGAAGUUCCCCUAAAAAACGGACUCAGUUUAACACUUCCAACCUCUGUGAUGGCUGAUAAAAAUACCUUGGACACAAAGGCCAAAGGUCAGACAGAUUGUAAUUCCCACCUCCAAAACACCACAGCUGCCAAGUCGGGUGAUGACCUUUUGGCUCAGUAUGAGGAGCUCAUCCGUACGUUGGACACUAAAGCAGGUGGAAAACAGCUCAAGCCUGAUGGAGAGAUGAAGAAGCCCGUCACGCCUGCAGAGGAGGAGGAGGAGGAGGAGGAGAUGGAUUUCACCUCCUUCUCUGCUGAGACACCAGAGCCAGAGAAACUGCAUUCACCCUUUGGGGCCAAGUUUGUCAGCGGAAGUGGCGGAAGAAAGCAGUCGGCGCCUUUCACCGGUCCAUUUGUCAGUGUGCUGAUGUCUCGUCUGGAGAACAUGCAGAGUAACUCGCUUCACGUCAACUUGUUGUUGACGGGCAUCCUGGCCCAGUUGGCGGCCUACCCUCAGCCCCUGUUGCGCUCCUUCCUUCUCAACACCAGCUUGGUCUUUCAGCCGACCGUCCGCUCCCUCUACCAGGUCCUGGCCAUCGUGAAGAACCAGAUAGAAGAGCAGGCUGCCACCAGAAAAGACUUUCCGGAGCUGAUCACUGCCGCCCAACACUGGCUGCUGGCCAGGGAGUCUUCCUUCAUAGCUGCAGACAAAAGCAGAAGCUCCACCCACGGCGAGGCGGGAAGGAUGUCGAAGAGCUCGCCGCCACCGAAACCCAAAGCCAUCUCUCUGGAUCGGACAGAAGUCUUCGCCACCGUCCUCUUCACGGAGUUCCUCAAAGAACUGGCUGCUAUCGCACAAGAGCACUCAAUCUUAUCAUACAUUCCUAUGGAAGAGUGAUCGUGUCCCAGUAGAGUCCAGUUUAACUCUGAAAGACAUAAGACUUAAAGCAAUGGUUUUCUGGUCUUUUUCAGGCACUACUUGAUGAAGAAACCUCUCGAAUCCUAGUUUUAUACAACUAUUUCAAAAAAUCAUAGCACAUUUCUUCCUAAUCAAAGAAAAUCAAUUAGUUUUUCUAGUUCUGUAAAGUUCUGUUUGGCAGCCAAGAAGGAGGGGUGAACUUUGAGCUGUUAGCUGAAGCCUGCACCAGCCGAUAAUGCUCCUAAGAGCGAGCUCCAGGUCCACCAACCAAAGACUGUAGAGAAAAGAUUUGAGCAAAAAACAGCAUUUUUUGAAGCAAUCAUCAGCCACUUAUCUGAACUUCUGAAUGUCGCUGCUCAGUGUGGUUCUGUUAAAUACUCAGGUGGCUUUUCAGAGGGUUGCUGCCUCUUCGCCGUAGGAUUACACACCAUAUUUGCCUCUGCCCCCGUUCAGGGCGAGCCUUUGAAUAACAGCAUUAAAAUGUAAUUUGAAGAUUAACUGUCGGAGCCGACCGGCAGCAAGGCCGACAUCGUCACACAUCCAAACUUCUUAUGCAAACUGCUGCAUGACAACUUUCUUUUGGGCAAAACAGGUGGGUCACUUUUGUCUUUGAACUUUGGUGUUUCCACAUAUCUUUGUGUGUUAGAUGUACAUUUGUUUUGGUGUUUUUCUGUUAAGUCACUGCGGUACCUCAGGAGUCUUUUUAAUGCACGUUCUCUAGGAAGCCUUUGGGUGAAGCGGUUUUUCUACAAUGCACUAGAUUCUCACAUCAAUGGGCUCCACAUCUUCUCCAGACCUGACCUCCAAAAACCAGAAUUGUUCAUGCUUUAUUUAAUUUGCCUUAAUUUAGUGACGCUUUAUGAUGUGUAUAUAUUGUAAGAAAAAAAAGUUCUAAUGACACAGGACACUAUGCAAAUCAAGGAUAUUUUGGGUAUAAUUAGAUAUUUUCAGAAUGGGAAGGGGUAUUUAAGAGUUUCUAUCGCCAUAUAUUUUUUUCACGUGGUUAAGCUAAAGGCUAGUUACGGUUUGUCAUGUUCUAUUUCGGGAUUGUUUAGGGUUUAAUAGUUGUGAUAAGUCUCAUAUCACCGCUAGGAGAGUCGUAGUUUUGCAUCUGUUGGAAAACAUCUCGCAUUGUAACGGUUAACUGUUGGGCAUCGCCUUUAUUUUAGUCCAGGUAUUUCACAUGGUUGUUGAAUUGAGAUAUUACAAGAGAUAUAUUUUGUUAUAGAUCAUGCCUCUGCUGUCUAAAUUAAUUUACCAGGACAGAAGUACUUCAUAAUUAGUGCCUAAAUUAUGAUUUUCGUUCACAUUAUUGCCUGAUUGCGAAUGGAUAUACACAGGGGUGGAUUAUUACAUUAUAUAAGGGUAAAGGAAAGUGUGACGUUCAACAUAUUUUGUUCCGUACCAUUAUUCCUCCACAGAAGACACCGCUUUCAAAAACGGUCUUUGUUUCAAACGAAUUUUCUAGGAGUAAAAAAAAAAAAAAUCCAACACCAUCCAUUCACAACUUGAUAUAAAGAUACAGUCAAUAUAAUGUGUACAUGUACCUGGGAAAUAGAGUUCUAUGUAGAAAAAAUACGUUGGAAAUGAUUAGAACCGUUUAUUCAGAGCUUCAUCAUUACUGCAAUAAUGGACUGCUUCGACAAAAUCUAACAAAGUAUGAAAACUUAUAAAAUGACACUGUUGAUCAUCAUCUCGUAUGUCCAGCUAAUAAGACAAAGAAUUGUGUUUAUCUUCAGUCUUAAAUCUGGAUUGUGUGUUUUUGUUCCUAUUUAAAUCCAUUCAGUGUCUACUUGCAAUAGAUCAUGCAGUGGGGUCUUUUGUGUACUCGUAUUGUUUGUACAACAAUGGUUUGGAAUUGUAUAUUUGUAUCAAUCACAGACAUUUUUCAGAGUGGGUAAAUAAGUAGUUCUCUCUGGUAAAAGAAUGUUGCUGAGCGCUCAGCGUUUUUCACACUACGGCGUUGCUGCAGACACCUCAACCAGCACAGAUUCAUUCAGCACAGCAUAACGAUAUCUGCUUUAGCAGCAUUGUGGCAUGAAGACGGGUAUUAUGACCAAGAUUAUAGACCAGUUUCUGUCUCAGUGGGUUUUUAUUCCAAAGAUUCAACCUUUCUUACAUCAUUCGGCCUCAGUUUUCUGUCCAAGAUCUAAAGGCAUGCCUCUUUCAAUAAAGUCAACUUCUGGUAAAUGAAA
Molecule: messenger RNA, 8258 nt
Organism: Anarrhichthys ocellatus (wolf-eel)
Lineage: Eukaryota; Metazoa; Chordata; Actinopteri; Perciformes; Anarhichadidae
Gene: fhip1aa
Product: FHF complex subunit HOOK interacting protein 1Aa
Exons: 11
Coding region: 2935-6042 (1035 amino acids)
Source: RefSeq, a predicted model, not a curated record